CAGCGUGUAGUCUAUACUGAGAAGAGCGGGAACUGGCUUUUGACAGCCGACAGUGGACGUCUUUGGAGAGAGAAUUUCAUCGCUGCGCUCUUUUGAUCCGCUUUCUUUCUAAAGUUUAUCAGUCUGCUGCGUCCUCUCCAUCUCUGCCAGCUCAUCUUCUGAAUUUCUCGGACUCAAAUUAUCCAUUCUAGCUGCAGAGAUGUGGAACUGUGCAUGGUUAUCCCUGUUGCUGUUGCCUGUGAUUUCUGUUCUGGUCGGAGUUACCGGUUUUAAUUUGGAUACCGAGAAACCUUCAGUUUACAGCGGACCCGAGGGGAGUUAUUUUGGCUAUUCUGUUGACUUCUAUCGACCGAACCCGGAUAAAAACGUUAUGACUGUGUUGGUCGGGGCACCGAAAGCAAACACCACCCAGCCGGGAAUUGUGGAGGGGGGAGCUGUGUACUAUUGCCCUUGGCCGGCAAGCGACGCCGACUCCUGCCGCCAGAUUCCGUUUGAUAAAGCAAAUAACAGGAUGAUAAAGGUGAAUGGGACUCGGGAGCCUCUGGAGUUUAAGUCCCACCAGUGGUUUGGGGCGACCGUCCGCACACACCGAGGCAAAGUGGUGGCCUGCGCUCCUCUGUAUCACUGGCGGACGGUGAAGGUGGGUGGAGAGAUGGACCCAGUGGGCACCUGCUACAUCGCCAUCCAGAACUUCAGUGCCUACGCUGAGUACUCCCCCUGCAGAAGCAAUAAUCCGGACCCUGAGGGCCAGGGAUUCUGCCAGGCGGGGUUCAGCGUGGACUUCACCAAGGAUGGCACUUUGGUGGUAGGCGGUCCUGGCAGUUUUUACUGGCAAGGUCAGGUCAUCACCGUGGGGGUGGCUGAGAUUCUAAACGGUUACUCUCUGAAGGCGAUCCUGAGGAAAGUGGAAGGAGAAAAGCAGACAGGCGCAGCUGCGGACACCUAUGAUGACAGUUACCUGGGAUAUUCAGUGGCAGUUGGGGAGUUCACAGGGGACUCUGAGCAAGAACUUGUUGCUGGUGUACCAAGAGGAGCUCAGAAUUUUGGAUAUGUGGCUGUCAUAAGCUCCUCAGAUUUAAGCUUUAUACAUAAUUUCACUGGAGAACAGAUGGCCUCCUAUUUUGGCUACACAGUGGCAGUGACUGAUGUCAAUGGUGAUGGACUGGACGAUGUGUUGGUGGGGGCUCCGCUCUACAUGGAGCGUGAGCUGGAGAGCAGCCCGCGGGAGGUGGGCCGGAUCUACAUCUACCUGCAGACACGCCCCCUGCUGUUUGCCCCGCCCACCCUGCUGACCGGCACACACCUGUUGAAUCGCCUGCGUGUGUGUGUGUGUCCGCUGGGAGACAUCAACCAGGACGGCUAUCAGGACGUGGCGGUGGGUGCUCCGUUCGGCGGUGCGGAGCGUGGUGGCUGCGUGUUCAUCUUUCUUGGCCCCAGGGUCUGCAUCAGAGGCCCUAGUGCCCUGACCGGCUCCCUGGGGUCCAGUUCAGCCCCCGGCCGGCUCCGCUCUUGUGACCAGCGUGUCGACAACAACCAGUACCCAGACCUUAUUGUUGGGGCCUUUGGUGUUGACAAAACUGUAGUCUACAGGUCGAGGCCCGUGGUGAGUGUGGAUGCCCAGCUCGUCCUCACUCCAAGAGUCCUCAACCCAGACGAGAAGACAUGCCAUCUGCCGGACUCGGACACCAUGGCAACCUGCUUCAGAGUGGAUGUGUGUAUGCAGAUCUCCGGAAUGGGCAUCCCAGAGACAGUAGUGCUGCAGGCCGAGCUGCAGUUGGACUGGCUGAAGCAGAGAGGUGGAGUGAAGAGGGUUCUGUUCAGGGACUCCAGGCUUCCCCAGCUCAGACAGAGCAUCACCCUGGGCCAGCAGGACAAGCAGCACUGCCUCAACUACACUGUCUUCCUGCGGGAAGAGGAGGAGUUUCGAGAUAAGUUAACGCCCAUCAGCGUGGCUCUGAACUACAGUCUUGACCAAAGCUCCGCCUACCCUGGCCUGUCGCUCCGCCCAGUUCUGGACCAUUACAGCAAGACAUUCCACCAGGACCAGGCUAACAUUCUGCUCGACUGUGGAGAGGACAACAUGUGCAUCCCAGACCUCAAGCUCUCUGCUGUGAUGGAUCGGGAGGAAUUGGUGAUAGGUGAUGACAAUCCGCUCAUGCUGACAAUAAACUCAGCCAAUCACGGAGAAGGAGCGUAUGAGGCGGAGCUUCACGUGUUCCUCCCCCCUGAGGCGGACUAUGUCGGAGUAGAGCGGAGACGAGAGGACUUGCAGAGGCUGAACUGUGAGCACCGCGUGGAGAAUGACACCAGGGUGGUGGUGUGUGACCUUGGCAACCCCAUGGUAGCAGGAACUAAUUUGUUUGUUGGCCUGCGGUUCACAGUACAGAGACUGGAUGAUGCUGGUCCUCACAUCAGCUUUGAGUUACAGAUUCACAGCUCCAAUAAAGACAACUCCCGGAGUAACUCCGUCAGUCUGACCCUCAGUGUUGCGGCCAGAGCUCAGGUGGACAUCAGAGGUGUAUCGCGUCCAGCACAGAUUGUCUUGCCCUUACCCAACUGGAAACCAAAAGAAAAGCCUGUGAAAGAAGAUGAUGUCGGCCAACUGGUGCAGCACAUCUAUGAGAUCCAUAAUUAUGGGCCUAGUUCUCUAAGUCGCUCUUUACUCGAAGUGGGCUGGCCGGCUCGUUUCCGUGAUGAGCAUCUCCUCUAUGCCCUGCAGAUCCUCACUGAAGGACCAGUCCACUGCAACACCAACAACACACUUAACCCACUGCAGCUGGAGACGUCGUCCACUCUGCAGGACACCCCUGAGCUGCUGGGCUUCCUGAAGAACACCAGCACUGACCGCAGUCUCCGACGCCACAGGAGAUCAACAAGCACGGGUCACAGUAGCAAGACUCUGAACUGCUCCACGGUGACGUGUCAGAGUGUGGAGUGCAUCGUGGGCCGACUGGACCGGGGCCAGAGCGCCGUGGUGAAGAUCCGCUCACGACUCUGGGCCAGCACCUUUAUCGAGAGGCAGAACAUCCCCUACGUACUCAACUCCAGUGUGUCCCUACGUGCUCUCAGCAUGCCCUACAGAGUGCAGCCCACACUGCCCCAGCACAGCAAAUCGAUCGGGACGUUUGUGGUAUGGGCCAUUCCUGAUGUGUCCUUUGCCAUUCCUCUCUGGGUGAUUAUACUGGCCAUACUACUGGGCCUGCUGGUGCUGGCUAUGCUCACAGUGGCCAUGUGGAAGUGCGGAUUCUUCGACCGGGCACGGCCGCCAAAAGACGACGACGUGUCAGACCGGGAACAGCUCACAGGAGACAAGUCCACAGAUGCGUGAGAAAAGCUGUCUGAGAAUGUGUGUGUGAAAAGGAGGAAGGGAGAGAGAGAGAGAGAGAGAAAGAGAGCACUUGAAAGACUCGAAAUAACAUCUUCACUCUCCGAUGACCUGCCAACAAACCCCCACAACCCCCAUCUCUCUUAAAAAACUGCAAAUCCGACAUUGCACUUGAGCAGCCAUCAGAUGACCAAUCACCUCACUUCUCUCUUGUGCUUGCUGGAGCAUCCUGUCCCUCUCUAUGCCAUUGGGGGCAUGAAGAUGAUGACCAAUUAACAUCCACCAUUGUAGGGAACAGGCUUUUUCACCACUGGACUUUAAGUAUCAGGCGUGACUAUUGGACUUAAGAAAUAUGAGGCCACCAGUUUGUAUGCAGACGUGAAGAUGCAAGAAAUAAGCCUAGUGGACUGUCGUUCCUCUUCAACCGGACCAGUGACCAGUCUUUGCAUUUACCCCACAUUCAUGCUGUCUCUCUUCACUGUGGUCCCAGCUACCUGCUUUCCUGCAGUUACUUGUGACAUCGCCCUCUACUGGUCAGAGUCCGAAUAGCAGCACUGCAGAGACCAAUGAGGAACUGCUGCAGAGCAGCCUUUGUAGCUUAUGUCCCUGUGUGAAGCCCUGUGUGACACUAGUGGUGGAUGGUCAAGCAGGGCAGAUUUCCUCCUUUCUGACAAAUUAGUUGCCUUAAUGACACAGAAUCUGAACUCUGAACUUUACAGGAUGACUCUGAUGAUGAGUGUGUCUAGUAUAGUCCUGCACAGUGACUGUUUCACCUGUACCCUGUAAUGAAUGCCUUUGUGGCCUUGAUGGCCACCGUCCACUCCACACUUAAACAGUCAUACACAGACACGUGCACACACACACACACACACACACACACACACACACACACAUACACACACACACACAUAGACACACACACACACACAUAUACACAAACACACACACACAUAGACACACAGAUACAUUUCAACACACGUGUACAGAACACUCAGGAAGCAAAUUGCUUGGUUUUAUGUGUCUGUCUGACUUGACGUCAGAAUGAAUGUGUUGCAUGCCUCCCUUUUUAAUCCAAUCAGAAUCAUUUAACAUCUAUUUGCCUUAAUAACUCCACAUAGGGUUGUGUAUUAUAACAGACGUGUUUGCAAAAUAUUCCCUUUUUUCACAGUGAGAAGAUUGCUUUUAAUAUUUAAAUGUUGAUCAUUCAUUGGCCAUGAUCCAGAGGUUGUGUAGGUAAAUGAACUAUUCCAGCUGUUUGUAGCUGAGCAGAAAUGACUAAAUUUCAAUAUAUAUUAUCGAUAAGUGCAAUAUUGUGAUAACUUGGAUGGAUGGAUGGAUGAAGGGGCCUUUAACACUGGGAUAUUUUAUUUGUGCUUGAAGUGAAUAAAUAAGAAUAUAGACUUGUGUGUGCAUACGUAUGUGAGUGAGUAUGGAUGUAUGUAUGUCUAUGAGAAAGAGUGUGUGUUGGUUCAAUGAGAGUGAGUCCGGCUUGGUUCCUGGCUCGUCUUCUGUAGAUAGAUACUGUUAAAAAGGGAGUGGUCUGUGAAAACACACAUGACUGUCUCAAGCUGGACUUCAGAGGGGAUAUUUAUUUCAUCUUAAAAUGAUUAAAAGAAAAACACCCGCUUUGAAUUAUCUCCCUUCUGUACUUUUGGCCAUUUUAAGAUUUUAAAUCCCAAUUCUAUUUCUAAUUCUAAUUUCUAAUGUCUAUUCUCACACACUUUUCGUCUGAUAUUUUGCCUGUUUAUUGUAUUGUAACACGUUUCUUUUGAGUUUGCUGGCAUUGCUGGACAGAAUGUCUAUCGAAAUAAAGUCAUUUGAAAUUGCAAA
Messenger RNA from Alosa alosa (allis shad), 5155 nucleotides. RefSeq names its product integrin, alpha 8 (gene itga8). Gene Ontology annotation, biological process: cell-cell adhesion; cell adhesion mediated by integrin; cell-matrix adhesion. The record is from RefSeq and is a predicted model, not a curated record. Gene Ontology annotation, cellular component: external side of plasma membrane; integrin complex. NCBI's taxonomy places the organism in Eukaryota, Metazoa, Chordata, Actinopteri, Clupeiformes, Clupeidae. Gene Ontology annotation, molecular function: integrin binding.